ACGUGACGUCACUGCGCAGGCAGGGUCUGGAAAUGUGGUGUAAAUCGCUUGUUUGCCUUGUCAUAGGGGGUUGUGUGGUACUACAAGUCCCAUCAUCAGUGUAAUGGUUAACAGACACAACAGUCCAACCAAUCAGACGGCCCUCUGCUCCAGAUCAGCCAAUCGCAGGCUUCCCCUCCCCCAGCCUGGAAGUGGAGUAAGACCAUGUGCACUUGAAGGGUGACCCGGUGUCAGGCUGAAGAUGCAGGCCGCUCUGGAGGUCACAGCUAAGUAUUGCCGCACUGAGCUGGAAGAGUAUGGCACGUGCGUCAGCAGCAAACCGGGGAGCUGGCAACAAGACUGUCAUGAGCAGAAAGUGAAGGUGGCCCAGUGUACUUCAUCUCAUCCUAUAAUACGGAAGAUUCGUACGCAGUGCGCCGAACCCUUUGCGGCUUUCGAGCAAUGUCUGAAACAGAACCAGGCCGCAGUGGAAAACUGCUCCAAACACGUGACUGAAUUUCUUCACUGUGCCGAGAGCGUCAAGGUAUCCGAGCAGACACAGAACUGACCAAGAACACUGUGGACCCAGCGAAGACAUACUUCAGAAGACUCCUAAGGCCACCAACCGCUCCACUGUGUCCUAGUCAGCCUAAACGUGUACAGCAGCUUCUGACAUUGAAUAGAUAGAGGUGUUUGUUUUGUACUUUGUGGUAUUUGUAUGAAUUUUAUAUUCUAUUCCUCCUUUCUAUAACGUGAAAAUCACGUUCCUAUCCCUGAGCCUUGACUAGAGGACCUUUACCUGGUGAA
This is a messenger RNA of Bufo bufo (common toad), 786 nucleotides long. RefSeq names its product coiled-coil-helix-coiled-coil-helix domain containing 5 (gene CHCHD5). The transcript has 5 exons. Lineage: Eukaryota; Metazoa; Chordata; Amphibia; Anura; Bufonidae. The record is from RefSeq and is a predicted model, not a curated record. Bases 242 to 547 code for a protein of 101 amino acids.